Messenger RNA from Drosophila innubila, 882 nucleotides. Its product is annotated as glutathione S-transferase 1-like. Gene Ontology annotation, biological process: glutathione metabolic process. Bases 90 to 797 code for a protein of 235 amino acids. The record is from RefSeq and is a predicted model, not a curated record. The transcript has a single exon. NCBI's taxonomy places the organism in Eukaryota, Metazoa, Arthropoda, Insecta, Diptera, Drosophilidae. Gene Ontology annotation, molecular function: glutathione transferase activity.
CAAAUUGUACGCCUCGCCUUAAAGCAGAAGCUACAUAAUCCGCAUUUAAAUACGACAAUUCGAGUAACAAUAGUUAGAGAUCCUUGAGAAUGGUGCUUGUACUAUAUGGAACGGAAGGAAGUUCUCCAGUUCGCGCUGUUCUACUGACCCUGCGUGCUCUGGAACUGGAGCAUGAGUUCCGGGAAAUAGAUCUGACGGCGGGAGAUCAGCUGAAACCCGAUUAUGUGAGCAAGAAUCCGCAGCAUACGGUGCCCACGUUGCAGGAUGGAGAUGCAUACAUCUGUGACUCGCAUGCGAUAAUGGGUUAUCUGGUGCAGAAGUAUGCCAAGGAUGAUGCACUGUAUCCCCGGGAGCCGCUACAGCGUGCCAUUGUCGAUCAGCGUCUGCACUUUGAGACGGGUGUACUCUCCAUUCGUUACAAGCAACUCAAGCGUCUACUCUUCCAGGAGAAAGUCACGGAGUUGCCCGUGGAGAGUCUGCAUGAGACGUACGCUCUGCUGGAACUCUUUUUAGAUGGACAUGAGUACAUGGCCGGUGAGCAGUUGACCAUUGCCGACUUCAGCAUUGUCACCAGUGUGAGCACAGCUCAUCUGAGCUUUGCCCCCGUCGAUGCAACAAAAUAUCCCAAUUUGAGUGCCUGGUUGGCUCGUAUCUCGAUGUUGCCAUAUUACGAGCAGGCCAAUUUAAACGGAGCUCGUCGCAUGGCGGAACUUGUGCGUGCCAAGCUGCCCAAACAGUUCGACAAGCUCUGGCAGAAGGCAUUCGAGGAUAUCAAAAGCGGUGCGGGCAAAAUGUAAAGUAAUGAGCCCAAUUAUCCUUGGUUUUUGAAUUUCAAUAAAGCUCAUGUACGAGUAUUUGCCUGUCUGGCUGCAAGCAACCCAA